Messenger RNA from Pteropus alecto (black flying fox), 5021 nucleotides. RefSeq names its product IKAROS family zinc finger 5 (gene IKZF5). The coding region runs from base 453 to 1715 and encodes 420 amino acids. Gene Ontology annotation, molecular function: RNA polymerase II cis-regulatory region sequence-specific DNA binding; DNA-binding transcription factor activity. The transcript is spliced from 6 exons. Gene Ontology annotation, biological process: regulation of transcription by RNA polymerase II. NCBI's taxonomy places the organism in Eukaryota, Metazoa, Chordata, Mammalia, Chiroptera, Pteropodidae. The record is from RefSeq and is a predicted model, not a curated record.
CACGCGAGACUUGGGUAAGGCAGCGGGGCGGGAAGGGAGUCGGAGACGCACCAGACAUGGCGGCGGCGGUGGCGGCGACGAAGACAGUGGCGGCGACGGCGACGGCAGCGGCGUUGAAGAAGUCGGUAGAGAUUAUUCGGUGCAGUUGUCAGGUGACCUCUGUAUGGCUUUUCAAUUUUAGUUGAAAUUCCCUCCAUGGCCUUUUGGAGUCCCUUGGUGUGUCUCCAGAGUAAAUUUCACUUACUCUACAUUUCAUCCAUGUUGGAGUGGCAAGAAAAAGGAGGAACUGAUUUGGGGUGACAAGAUUGAAGAAGAAAAAUCAGAGGACUUCAUACAAAUAAAUCCUUGAGCAGAAGCUGAAGAAAAGUCAGAAUAGUUACAGUUAUCCGCUUAAAGUUUUUUCCCCCUUAGGUAUAACGAACUGAAAACUUAAAAAAAAAAAAAAGGCAAAGAUGGGUGAAAAGAAACCAGAGCCUUUGGACUUCGUGAAGGAUUUCCAGGAAUACCUGACUCAGCAGACCCAUCACGUGAACAUGAUUUCUGGAUCAGUUAGUGGGGACAAAGAAGCAGAGUCUCUUCAGGGAGCUGGAACAGAUGGUGAUCAAAAUGGACUCGAUCACCCAUCUGUCGAAGUUUCCCUGGAUGAAAACUCAGGAAUGUUAGUAGACGGGUUUGAAAGGACCUUCGAUGGGAAGCUCAAGUGUCGGUAUUGCAACUAUGCCAGCAAAGGAACAGCCCGGCUUAUUGAACAUAUUAGAAUCCACACAGGUGAGAAACCUCAUAGAUGUCACUUAUGUCCAUUUGCAUCUGCUUAUGAGCGUCAUCUGGAAGCCCAUAUGCGUUCCCACACAGGAGAAAAACCGUACAAAUGUGAAUUAUGUUCCUUCCGCUGCAGUGAUCGAAGUAACCUGUCCCAUCAUCGAAGGCGCAAGCAUAAAAUGGUACCGAUUAAAGGUACUAGGUCUUCUUUAGGCAGCAAGAAAAUGUGGGGUGUUUUACAGAAGAAAACAAGCAAUCUGGGCUAUAGCAGAAGAGCACUCAUCAACUUGAGUCCACCUUCUAUGGUGGUUCAGAAGCCAGACUACCUUAACGAUUUCACUCAUGAAAUCCCGAACAUCCAGACUGACUCCUAUGAAAGUAUGGCGAAAACCACAUCAACUGGUGGUGGCCUUCCAAGAGACCCCCAAGAACUCCUGGUUGAUAACCCUUUAAAUCAGCUCUCCACUCUGGCAGGACAGUUGUCCAGUUUGCCACCUGAAAACCAAAACCCCGCAUCCCCAGACGUAGUGCCGUGCGCUGACGAGAAGCCAUUCAUGCUGCAGCAGCCCCCUGCCCAGGCCGCAGUGUCCGCCGCGCCAGUGAGUGUCCCUCACAGCUCCUCCCCCACCAGCCCCGAACCUCGGCCGACCCACAGUCAGAGGAACUACAGCCCCGUGGCGGGUCCAAGCAGCGAACCGAGUGCCCACACGAGUACGCCUAGCAUAGGAAACAGCCAGCCAAGUACUCCGGCUCCGACCCUGCCGGUCCAGGACCCGCAGCUUCUGCACCACUGCCAGCACUGUGACAUGUACUUUGCCGACAACAUCCUUUACACCAUUCACAUGGGAUGUCAUGGGUAUGAAAAUCCUUUUCAGUGUAACAUAUGUGGAUGCAAAUGUAAAAACAAGUAUGAUUUUGCCUGUCAUUUUGCGAGAGGGCAGCAUAACCAGCACUGAUGGGAAACAAUCACAGGACGCUUCAUGUGGCUUUGCCUUUUGUGUUUCGUAGUUUUAUGUUUUUUUUGGGGGGGCGGUCCAUCCCUAAUAAGAUGUCUGCUAAUUUAAAGUUUAUACAUUAUAUUUAUAAAAAACAAAUUUGACAAUGGAAACAAAAUUUUUUCCUUUUUUUCGUAAAAUUCUAGUCAGGGUCACUUAGGUGUUAGAACAUUUGGACACACUGGUGUCUAUUUUUUCCUUUUAGUUAGACAUUUGAGAAUUGAAGUGCAAUCUUAAUCUUACAGGUAUUCAUUUCAAUUUCCCACAUUCAUAGUCCAUAAAAACGUCAAAGCUUAUCGAUAAUCUUGAUAUUUCAAUAUAUACACUGCAGCUAGAUUUUAUUUCUGCCAUAUCUCAAAAUAAAUUAUUUUCUCUUACAAAAUCUGUUACAAUUUAUUUCAUUGUUGAGUAGAGGGAUUGCCUUUAAAAUUGAUCUCAAUUGAAAAUACUGCUUCGUUCACAUGGUUUAAGUUGAAUUAGUAAAGCUAAAUUGAUAAUAGUAAAGCUAUUUCAGUGUAAGUAAACCUUACUCUUUUCCAUAAGGGGCACUGUAAAACAAUUAAUUGUUUUGAAAUUAAAGUUAUAAAAACAUGAGAUAAAACUUCUGAAAAGAAAUGAACUUAAGGCUUUACAUUAAAUGGAACUUAAUAUUUAAAAUACCUGUUUACUCGAUUUCUAGUUUAAACACGUCAAUUUUCCAUCAGAUUCUUUUCUAGAUUAUUUUAAAAACCACAGGUAAUACAUGAGAACGUGAGAAAUGUCAGAGGAUUAUCUAUGAAGAUGCCUUUUUUCCCUUUUGAAACUUUGAUUUAAAUCCUUCAUUCUGACGUUAUUAAUGUCAGGUGAGGUUGACUAAGAAUCUGUUAUUCCUCCUAUUCCUUUGAUGACCAAAGAGGUACAGUGGAAGUCAUCCAUCUUACUCCUAGGAAAUGCUCUCCUUAGGAAAAAAAAAAAUCUCUGAAGUUUUCUUUUCCUGCCUUAUAUCCAUUUAUUGUCCAUAAUUUCCCCCCAAAGGUGGGUAUAAAAACAUAUGGAAAAAUGUGAUGGCGAAGUAAUAUUUAAAAAACCGAGAACAUAUAUCCAAAAUGAAUUCCGGUCUCCUCUUCAGAAUUGGCCAUUUAAAAUAUUUUGUGUGAAUUCAUGUUGUAACACGUAUUUGCAGUUUUAUCAGUCUUUCCUGUACAGUGACAAAACUAUACGGAAACUGUGAUUAGUAGGAAAGGAUACAAAAAUGUGAAAAUAGAUAUAAAAUGCAUUUAAGCAUGAUAUUUAUUUACAAAAAUAAGACUUGCUAAAUCUAGAGUAAUUUUGAAUAGGAGGCUACUGUUUAUGUUUUGUGUCAUAACUAGGUUACUCUGAAGAGAGCUUGGUCAAACAAUAAAAUAUAUUAUUACUAACUGUUGGUUUCUGUGUACUUUGCAAAGAUUUUAAUUUUAAUUUGGUUCAAAGCUUGAGAGUGUUACUAAUUGGCUUCAUAAAAAAAUGUCCUAACUAUUAAGCAUUUAUUAACCAAAAAGGACCACUACUGUUACAAUAAAGAAGAGGGGAAAUACAGUGUAUGUCCACAUAAAUAAACCCUUAAGUGCCAAGUUCCUGGAUCUUCUGCCCUCCCAAAUGCUGGAAAGCCAUUAAAACGAGCUCUUGUGGUUUAAGAUCCAAUCUAAACUAAUCUCAAUUGCAUUGUUCAAAGAAGUAGCAUCUCAAAGAGUCUCUCCGAACAACCAUACCUCUCUUCCUUGUCAAAUCUGAGGCUUGUGCAUCUAAAAUUCUACAGUCCUGUUCUGCUCUGUUGCUUAAAUUGCUCACUGCUCAGAUCGGUUCUAGUGCAGCCAUUCCCAGAUGUAUAACUCGGCUGCAGUAUUUAUUUACUGCCAGAAACAGGCUGCUGUCAUUUGUAAGCUUUUGUGAUUACUUUUUCCCUCUCACUUCUAUUUUAUUCUUCAAAUAAAAGCAAUACCCAAAAUAGAACAUGAAAAAUUUCAUUCAAGAGGAAGAAUUCUUAAAACCAGUAGAUUAACUCUCUAUUCUGGGCCAAAUAGUGACAAAUAAAUACCUUUUUUUCCUGACAAAGAAAAAUAUUUUGAAGGUGCAUUUUAAACAUAGAAAAAAAUUUUUUCAUAAUUACAAACUAGAAUGAAUGAUACUAACUUUCCUAUGACUUAAAGAGCACAGUAGGUAUUCCAAAGGUGUCAAUGCUUGAAAGCUACAAUGCUAAAUGCACUAAAGGUUUGGAAGCAAAUCUACCUUAGAAACUUCUUUAGUAUUGUAUUUUUUAAGAGAUAUAAGAUUUUAUUUAAAUUUUCAGUGAGUUAAAUUCUGUAUUUGGAAAGAUGUUAGUAUCCUUCAUUAAGUACUAAAUGCAUUUGUCCCAUUUUACUUUUCAUCAACUAUUUUAUAGAAUGAGUUGUUGGGAAAAGUUUAACAUGCACUAUUUAUAGUACUUUGCUGUUAACAGGCAAUGUUCUGAAACUAAAUUUAUUUUUGUUCAGUGAACAUAAGUUUAGAUUUUUAAAGUUGGUAGAUGAUUUAUCUCCACUAAUAUUUUUUUAAGAAACUGUGAAGAGAUUAAUAGGGAAUAAUUUUAUUUCAGAUUUUACUAAUAUAGUAUAUAGCUACAACUUCUUGAAAUUCAAGUUGAAAUAAAAGGCUAGACUUUUACUUUAAAAAAAUUCCAUUGGAUAUUUUCCAGUGCUAUUUCAUUUUAGAAAUGUGUUUGCCAUUCAUCUGCAGAAUUGUUUAACAAAGGGAAUAUUACUAAAGAAAUGUUCAGAGAGAAACCUCAUUUUAAGUUCUACAAAAAUAUUUAUCAAAUGGAUGUAUUAUUUUUUAAAAAUUCCCUGCUAAGGACUUUUUCAUUCUAUAGUCUUAGAGGAUAUGUGAUUUCUAGAACUUGUUUUUGUCAAUAUGUACUUUGAUGUAAAGAACGUAUUUUGUAUGCCAAACUUAAAGCUCAAGUAUGGUUGCAAAACACUAUAUUGUUUAGGAGUUCCAGGGAGCCGUUUAAUGCUGAAAUAACCAUACCUAGUAUGUAGUUCACUUUGUGAAAGCUUUGCUUUUGUAAUAUAUAAAUAAAAAUAUAACACUUUCUAAUGAUCUCGAUUUUUCUUUUUGAAAACUAGGAUCCAAUUAGUUCUCUAGUUUUUUUCCAGCAAGUAAAAUAUUAAAAAAAAAAAAACUUAUGGUUUCAUGAGUUUGAAUUUGUAGAAUGCCUUGCCCAUGAGAAAAUCUAUCACAUAAGUGACAAAUAAAAACAGCUCCGUACACCUG